Molecule: messenger RNA, 3560 nt
Organism: Scleropages formosus (Asian bonytongue)
Lineage: Eukaryota; Metazoa; Chordata; Actinopteri; Osteoglossiformes; Osteoglossidae
Gene: mcm9
Product: minichromosome maintenance 9 homologous recombination repair factor
Exons: 13
Coding region: 120-3560 (1146 amino acids)
Biological process (GO): double-strand break repair via homologous recombination
Cellular component (GO): MCM complex; nucleus
Molecular function (GO): ATP binding; ATP hydrolysis activity; single-stranded DNA helicase activity
Source: RefSeq, a predicted model, not a curated record
UGUAGUGUUUCGAAUACUGCACACUUCGUGUGAAUAUUACUGACGGUGUUUACAGAGAAAACAUAAGUUUGUAAAAAUCUACUUUUUCAUGAAAUAGCGCUAUUAGCAGCAGUUUCACCAUGCUGCUGCAUACUGACCAGGUGUCCUUCAUCGGCCAAGUAUUUGAGGAUUUUGUGACUGAACACCACCGUGCCGACCUACUUCACAUCCUGCAGCAGCCUGAUGAGGACCGUCACUACCCUGUGGUAGUGGAUGCCAUGACUCUAUUUGAGGCCAACAUGGAGGUGGCAGAGUACUUCAACGCUUUCCCUGCUGAGGUGCUGUCCGUGUUUGACAAUGCCCUGCACAGGGCUGCCACAGCUGUCCUACAGUCCACCUCGCCAGAACUGGGAUGCCAGAUCAAGCGGAACCUCCAUGCCAGGAUCUCAGGCUUGCCUGUUUGUCCCGAGCUGACACGCGAUCACAUCCCCAAGUCCCACGAUGUCGGUCACUUCCUGUCUGUCACGGGCACUGUCAUCCGCACCAGUGUCCCCAAGGUGCUGGAAUACGAGCGGGACUAUAUGUGUACCCGCUGCAGGCAUGUGUUCACCGUCCAGGCUGACUUUGAGCAAUUCUACACCUUCACACCACCAACCUCCUGUCCCAAUGAGGAGGGCUGCAACUCCUUCAAGUUCUCCUGCCUGUCAGAUGGCUCGUCCUCACCAUCCGGCUGCAGAGAUUACCAGGAAAUCAAGAUCCAGGAGCAGGCACAGAAACUGUCAGUGGGCAGCAUUCCUCGGUCCAUGCUGGUGAUCCUGGAGGACGAUCUGGUGGACAGCUGUAAAUCUGGGGAUGAUGUCACGGUGUAUGGCGUCGUACGUCAGCGGUGGAGACCGCUGUACCAGGACUCUCGCUGCGACCUGGAGGUCGUCCUCAAGGCCAACUUUGUGGAGGUCAAUAAUGAGCAGUCCACCGCAGCUUUGGUUAUAGAGGAUGUCCAGAAGGAGUUUGAGGAAUUCUGGGAAAAAUACAAAGACAAUCCAUUAGAAGGUAGGAACCAGAUCCUCAUGAGCCUGUGUCCACAGGUGUUUGGGAUGUAUGUGGUCAAGCUCGCAGUUGCCCUGGUGUUGGCAGGUGGGGUCCACAGGGCAGAUACCUCCGGGACAAAGGUCAGAGGUGAGUCUCACCUGUUGUUAGUGGGAGACCCAGGCACUGGGAAGUCGCAGUUUUUGAAAUACGCUGCAAAGAUCACGCCCCGCUCUGUCCUCACAGCAGGGAUUGGCUCCACAAAUGCAGGACUGACUGUGGCGGCAGUCAGAGACUCUGGAGAGUGGCACCUUGAGGCAGGAGCGCUGGUUCUGUCUGACGGUGGGCUCUGCUGCAUUGACGAAUUCAACAGCAUCAAGGAGCAGGAUCGCACCAGCAUCCAUGAAGCCAUGGAGCAGCAGACCAUCAGUGUAGCCAAGGCUGGCAUGGUGUGCAAGCUGAAUACCAGGACCACUAUUCUGGCAGCAACCAAUCCGAAGGGCCAGUACGACCCUGAAAUCCCGCUCUCCGUCAACGUGGCACUGGCCAGCCCACUCCUGAGCCGCUUUGACCUGGUCUUGGUUUUGCUAGACACCAAGAACCCAGAGUGGGACAGGGUCAUCUCCUCCUUCAUCCUGCAGAACAAGGGGCUCCCCAACUGCCCCAACUCCCUGUGGGGCAUGGAGAAGAUGAAGGCCUACUUCUGCAUGGCCAAGAGCCUGCAGCCACGUACACUGGAGGAGGCCAGCACCGUGCUGGCACGCUACUACCAGCUGCAGCGGCGCAGCGAGAGCCGCAACGUGGCCCGGACCACCAUCCGCAUGCUGGAGAGCCUGGGACGCCUGGCAGAAGCACAUGCACGACUGAUGUUCCGGGAAACGGUUACAGUUGAGGAUGCUGUUGUUGUCAUUUCGGUGAUGGAGUGUUCCAUGCAGGGGGGUGCUCUCAUGGGAGAGGUGAAUGCACUACACACUUCGUUCCCCGACAAUCCGACUGAACAGUAUCGGACACAGUGUACAAUCAUACUGGAAGCACUGGGUUUGAACAAUCUGCUCAAACGGGAGCUGGACAGAUUGUCAAGGCUGCAAAACAUAUGCAAAAAUCAUGCUGAAGCAACAGUCAAAAAUCAAAAGCCAGAAAAGAACAGGAGGGAUGAUGUGGACCAGGAAGCCCCCCUGUCACUGACUCAAAAUGGAUCAGAUCAUGGUCUGGACUGGUUCAACUCCUUGGUUGGUCCAGCAGGGACCAACUCCUCUGUACAAAUUUCACCAAUCUCCAGGUCUCCACCCAGAACCUCAGUAGAACCCAGUGACAGGAUGAAGGAGAACACAGCUGCAGCACAGGGCAGCAACAGGGAGACCUCGGCAGCUGAGGGCUGUGAGGAGGAGGGCACAGCAACUAUAGCAGCUCAGAGCCACAAGAUAGACACUACAUCUGAUGGAGAUCAACCAACCAGUGUAAUUUCACAGAUUGUCCAAGCAGGUUGCACAUUCAGUUCUCCAGCAGGUGGAUCUAGUUCUGUUGUGGAGAAGGUUUCCAAGAAGCUGCGUGGCCGAAGGCUUCGGGCAAUGGCUGGUGGGGCCCUUGGACCAGCAGGGGCAGAGGUGGACUUGUUGGAUGAUCUGGAGCCAUCUUCCUUCCCUAACUGGCCAUCACACAGCACUCCUGUGGCUGCUAAGAAGCCACUGCUGAAGAAGAGGAGCACUGUGGAGAACUCCUCCUCAGCUGAUUGGCAUGAUGGUCAAGGAAAAAAGGAGACCAGUGGUGGGCCACAGAUCACACUCACUGGAUUUACCUUCUGUCCCAGGGAGAAGCUGACCCAUACAACCAGUGUGCACAACAAUGAUUGUGGCCUCCAUGUUGGUGAAUCCCAUAAACCAAAAGAACUAAACGCAAUCCUGGCCAGUGAGGUGCUCCAAGACCCAGAAAGCAGCAAUGUACAGUGUUUGCAAUCAGUGGGACAGGAGGCUGGAAGCAGUGAACUUAAGGGCAGGAAAGGAGGUGGUGCAGGAGAAUUGUUAGAGGGAAGCAGCGAGAGUUCCAAGCUUAGCCGUAAAGUCAUGGCUGAGAUGGAAGGUGGAACCUCUUCAUCUGAGGGGCUGCAUCACCAGAAUGGGAAGAAGGCAGGUCCAACAGUGACAAGUGAGGCAGAUAUAAAGGAGCACAAAUUACAGAGGUUGCUCCAGAGGCUGAGCACUGCAACACCUUCCAACAGCCACACUCAGGCUAGCAGCCCUACCCAUACAAGUUCUUCUGCGACAAAGGUGUCUGCAUCCAGCCUGGCCAAGCUCUCCUGCUUCUCUUUCGUGGCAUCAAACGAGGAGAAAGAGCUUCCAGUGCCAUCAGUGGUGCAAAAUGAGCCCACCAGAACCAGUGGUGGUCAGGACUCUAUAGAAGGGCAUGCUUUGAACACCAGGAAGAGGAAGUGCUUUGAGCUUGGCUCUGGGGGAUCUAAAGUUCUUACUGGUCAGUCUCUAUUCAGCUCCUCAGUCAUAGAUGAUGCAGAUUUUGAGGUGGACUGGGAGAAGGAGUCUAAUAAGAGAACCAGAGUAUGA